Talpa occidentalis (Iberian mole) is the source of this 1269-nucleotide messenger RNA. RefSeq names its product patatin like phospholipase domain containing 5 (gene PNPLA5). Gene Ontology annotation, molecular function: triacylglycerol lipase activity. Bases 1 to 1269 code for a protein of 422 amino acids. The transcript has 10 exons. The record is from RefSeq and is a predicted model, not a curated record. Gene Ontology annotation, cellular component: lipid droplet; cytoplasm; membrane. Gene Ontology annotation, biological process: triglyceride catabolic process; lipid homeostasis. NCBI's taxonomy places the organism in Eukaryota, Metazoa, Chordata, Mammalia, Eulipotyphla, Talpidae.
AUGAGCCGCUUCGAGGAGGAGGAGGAGGGCAGCUGGAGCCUGUCGUUCGCGGGCGCCGGUUUCUUGGGGCUGUACUACGUGGGCGUGAGCCAGUGCCUGCGAGAGCGCGCCCCGCGCCUGCUGCGCGGCGCCCGCCGCUUCUACGGGGCCUCGUCCGGGGCGCUCCACGCCAUCGGCCUCGUCCUCGACAAGCCCGUGGACUUCUGCUGCCACCACGUCUUGAGCCCGCUGCUGCAGUUGGAGCAGCAGCGCCUGGGCGUCUUUCACCCCUCCUUCGACCCCCUGGAGCACAUCCGCCAGCACCUGCAGGAACUUCUGCCCGAGGACGCGUACGUCCUGGCCUCCCAGCGGCUGGGCAUCUCGCUGACCCGCUUGCCCGAUGGCCAGAACGUCAUCGUCACUGACUUUGCCACCCAGGAGGAGCUCAUCCAGGCCUUGACCUGUACCUUGUUCUUUCCUUUCUAUUGCGGGACGAUUCCCCCUGAGUUCCGCGGGGAGCGCUACAUCGACGGGGCACUGAGCAACAACCUGCCCUUCUCGGACCACCCCUCCACCAUCACUGUGAUGCCCGUCAACGGCACAGCGGACAUCUGCCCCCAGAGCACCUCGGCCAGCAUGCACGAGCUGUACGCCUUCAACACCUGCUUCCAGAUCUCCACCCAGAACUUUUCCCUGGGGAUCUCCACCCUCAUACCUGACAGCCCGGAGGAAAUGGCCGACUUCUGCAGACAAGGUUACCUGGACGCCCUGCGAUUCCUGGAGAGACGUGGACUCACCCAGGAGCCGGUGCUGAGGACGCUGGUGUCUAAGCAGCCCCCCGCCCCAGCCCAGGGGACCCGGGAUGCUGGCGAUGAUGGAGGCCAGCAGGCGGCGCUGUCGCUCGACUGGACCGUGCCCAGUGUGCUGAUCCAGGAUGUGCCUGACUUUGAGCGGCUUUCACCAGAGCUGGAGGCUGCUCUGCGGAAAUCAUGCACGAGGGACUCCAGGCCCUGGGCCCGCUUCUGCCGCUCGGGCCCGGGCCGCAUGCUGACCUACCUGCUGCUGCCCUGCACGCUGCCUGUCCAGUAUGUCUACUUCCGGGGCCGAAGGCUGGUGAUGUGGCUGCCCGAUGCGCCAGCUGACCUGUGGUGGAUGCAGAACUGCCUGAGGCGCUUGACCCUCAAGGUCUACUCCAGGACGAAGGGCCAGCUCGCUGGUUACCAGUACCCGCCAGCCCGGGGCAGCUCGUGUGGACCUGGCCAGUCCUUGAGUAUCCUCUUCUGCAGCUGA